Molecule: messenger RNA, 765 nt
Organism: Kluyveromyces marxianus DMKU3-1042
Lineage: Eukaryota; Fungi; Ascomycota; Saccharomycetes; Saccharomycetales; Saccharomycetaceae
Gene: MMS21
Product: SUMO ligase MMS21
Exons: 1
Coding region: 1-765 (254 amino acids)
Biological process (GO): double-strand break repair via homologous recombination; protein sumoylation
Cellular component (GO): Smc5-Smc6 complex; nucleus
Molecular function (GO): SUMO ligase activity; zinc ion binding
Source: RefSeq, a predicted model, not a curated record
AUGUCAGGUACUGUUAGACUCCCCGAUGUGCUACCUAUAACAUCCAAAAAUAUCGACUAUCUCAACAAAAUCACGGUGCCUGAUCUAUCGCAGGAAAUAUCAAAUUCAAAGACAUCUAUCCAGGAAUCCACCAUAGCCCUCCUUUCUUCCACUUCCACGUACCCUGAGGAGAAAGUAAAACAGCUCGAGGAAAUGUACAAAGAGUUGCUGCGGCUCGAAGAAAAGCAGAAGUUUCUCUCUUCAAAACUCAUUGAGUUAAAGGCAGAGUACAAGGAACAGUCUGCGGACCUGCCUCGGCUUGACCUCGAGAAUUGGAACCACUACUUAAAUAACGACUACAAUUUGACUAAUAUAAGGAAGAAAUGGAUAGAACUACAGUCAGAGGAAGUAGAAAUAAACAAGAAAGAUCAAUGGCUACGCGUUUUUUACGCAUUACCGUAUAUUUGGUCCGAUCCAUCGCGAGUCAUUCCAUAUGAUCCACUAGAAAACAACAAUAGCACAGAAGAAGAAGAAGACAUUAAAGUGGAUGGUGGUGUAAUUGAUCUUAACUGCCCCGUCAGUCUAAAGAAAUUCAAUCUACCGAUGAUCUCUUUAAAGUGUUUCCAUACCUUCGAUGACGCAUCGCUAAAAGAGUUGUUCAGGCCUAGCAAAACCAUCGAGUGUCCCACACCCGGAUGUGGGAAAGUACUAACUACGAAAGAUUUCACGGAAGAUAAACUCAUGCGGAUACGAGUACUAAUAUCAGAUCUACGUAACAGUAAAUGA